UCCUGCUCGACUGUCCCGCUCACUUAGACCUCACAGGAAACUCCUAACUUCCCCCGGCCCUCACACGCUCACUCAUUAUCACUUUUUACUCUCACACAGUCCCACCGGCUGCGCUGAAGCUGACCAGAGAGGAUGGCUGUGUCCAUGUGGAGAAUGAAUGGGAUGGCUGGAGUUCUGGUGCUCUGCGCUCUAUUGCUCAGCAGUGAGGUGAUGUGUCAAACUGAUGCACCGACAGAUGCACCUGCUCCAGCUGGAGACAACAGUUCAGCAACAGUCGCUGCGGUCUCCGCUGCAGCUCCAGGCGCCACCACCGUCCGAUAUGCAGGUGCCUCUCCCACUCCUGGUGUCGGUGGACAACCUGCGGCUUCUGCUGGACCUGUUCUAGCCUCAGCAACCUUAAUAACCAAAGUGUUUGAUAUUAACCCAGAUGGAGGCAGCUCAGGCGCCACUGAUGCCCCCGUUGUCGACAUAGUCACAGACGCCCCCCGCCUUAUUGUGCCUGACGUGACGUGUGUUGGAGAAAAGGACAUUCCUGAGGGCUCUGCCGUCAAAGCUGAGCUGGCAACAACUGACUGUGAAGCAACUAGACGCAUCAUUCUGGCGAACCCUGCAGACUGGUGCCCCAAGGACAACUGUAAUCUAAAAAUCUUUCAAAAUGAUAACGAGGUGCAGGUGGCCAGUGACGAUGCUAACUUGGCUACUUUGGCUGGAGCGCUCCAGAGUGAACAAUUGAAAGAAAAGCUGGGUGCAACAAAGGUUGUGGCCCCGAAAUCACCAGAUUCCUCUGUAUUUGUGGGGAUACUGGUCACCGGUCUGCUCGCCGCCCUUGCAAUCGCCAUCGGUUACUUCAAAUGCCAACGCAGGCCUGACGCCAAGGGAGUGAGGCUGGCUGAGGAGGCCUAUCCAGUAGAUCAGGAGAACCAGGGGAACACUCUCGUAUCUGUGGCCCCCCUCAACCCCCCUCCGGAAACCCCGGAGAAACCUAGCGUAAACGGAGAGUCCCUGGAGGCCGACAAGACCCAGCCUCCUCCUCCAACCAACGGCACCUCCACCACCAAGACGGCAGACACCGAGCUGUGAAAUAGUCUACAAAUAAUUGCAGCCCAGGAACUACCCCCGCAAACACACACACACAUACACACAAAAACACACACACACGCCUAUGCAAACUCACCCCCCUUUCUGAAUCCACUCCUGCCCAACCAGAGAGUCCACAGCAAAGUGGACAUCAGGGACUAGAACAAUUUCCUACAUCAACGCUCCUCUUGUUAUGGUCCCCUUGCCUCCCUUUCUGGCAACAUGCCUCAAUAAACAUCAGGAAAACUAGUCUGACGAUGACGACGGUGGCGGUGAUGAAUGAUGACGACGAAGGCUCGGUCCCUGGGUUGUUGACGGCAGUCGGGCUGGAGACAGGAGAUGGGCAGUUCUGGGUGGGAAGAGAGUGUAUUUUAGCGUACGUCAGCACUGGUUCCCAUGAUGACUGCAGCCUCUGGAGUCACAGAGUAGGGUCUCUGCAUGUCAUCCCACAAACCCUCCACUAGUAAAUACAACACAAGCGCAUAAAUGAAAUUGAUCGUUUAUAGUAAAGCCAUAACAGACGGAGAGGAAAUAAAUUACACUGCCUUGAAAUCUGUUUACAAACUCAGAGAGAAAAUCCGUUGGGCUCUGAUCUUGUUUGUCUGAUUGAGUUACUGACCGGUGCGUGAAUGUGUGUGCUGCUUUCCUGCAUGUGUGUGUUAACUUGUAUCUGUACUGUGCAUGGACUGUGUGUAUAUCCAUACAUGCGUCUUCCCUGGCUUACUGUAUGUACGCGUGGUUGACGACAAGUGGUAGGUUUUUGAUCAAAUACGAGAGUGAAUGUUGAGUCUGAACCAUCGACUUUAUAUAAAGAUGGGCAACAUGACAGCUUCCCAAAAGUGAAGCCAAAACAUGUGGAUCGCCCCCUGGUGGCUGGCUGCAUUAUGAGUCAUAUACCCUGCACCCUCCAUGUUACUGAUCAGGACGAAAAUCUUGUACUCGUUGAACACGUUUUUAUCAAAGAUGCUUUCUGUCAUUUUAGGUAGUUCUUAUCACAAUGAUAUUUGUUCAAGUGUUUUCUGUUUGGUUUAAAUUAGUGUUUUGAUAUUAUAAAACAGAGAAUUGAUGAUUGACAGAUGUGUGAGCCAGUCAAUGCGUUUGCGAUUUGUUGCACUGUUCGGGAAAGAACUUGAGAUCGUUAAUGUGCAGACUCUCGAUCCAAAUGAUGUUACCAGGGCUGUGUUCACCCUCGACAAAACGUGGCAAAACAUUUAUUUAAACAGAAUAGGCGGCGCAUUGAUCACCCUAUCGGGUGACGCAGGCGCACUGGGGUUUCAUUUAGUUCGAUUCAAAGGGUUUUAAUUUAUACAGGGUUCUUAUGGUCCUGAAAAACUUGUAAAAGUCAUGGAAUUUGCAAUUUCCAGGCCUGUAAAAGUUUUGGAAAACUGAAUAUACCCUAGAAAAGUUGUGGAAAUCUGUUUGACAAACUUUUAUAAUAACAAAGUUUUUUAAAGAAAAUUUUUAAAAAUGUUUUCUUUAAACAUCGCUGAAAAAAAAGACCAAAAUAUUUUCUCUAAAAUGGACCAAAAAAUAUUACGUUUUUUUCUUUAAAAAUCAGCAGUGCCUAUUGGGUACACAACCACCAAACGAGAGAAAACCGUGUUUCGAGGAGACACAUCUUUAAACCUGGAAACUGGAGCAAAGCGAUGAGAUGGCAGCGACCGUAUCUGGGAUAUUUUGGCUUCAUUUUUGUACAGUGGGGGUAAAUGGAGACGCGUCGGCUAUCUUUAUAUACAGUUUAUGGUCUGAAAGUGCAUGUGACAUUAGCCGUGAAAAGUGUACAAUAUUUUGUAAGUAUUGAAGUUUUAAUCAAUUUCUUGAAGAGGGGAAGCUACGAGGAGUUCUUCAAUCUGUCGCUGCCAACUGUAGUGAAAUCAAUCACAGAGCCAACAGGCCUUUUUAGGGUGGCUAAAUCACGAGACUGACGGUUUGACCAACACUUAUAAGGCCGUGAACGCAGAGCCUCUCACUGUCAGCUCUGCCCAUCCAUUCGUCAGUGUUACUCUCUUUUCAAUAUACUGUAUAUGCUCUUCUUCAGUCAGUAUUCUGUUGUGCAUUGUGUAUAGUAUGUUUUUUUUUGUCUUGUUUUUAUUUUAUGUACCAACACUUGUUUUAUGUGCCAAAGAAUUUCAUUUCAUAUCAUAUGUACUAAAAUAUUUACUUCUGUGGCACCUUUAUACAAUUUGAUCCGGGUCAUAUAACACAAAGAAAUAAGUGUUUUUUUUUUCACCGACUUGCCUGAGAUCAAAAACCAAAGAAAUUACAAUGUUUGUGGUCAAAUUUGAACAAAAGAAACAUAUUCUGACAUAUAAACGCGACGUCUCGCAUUGAUUUCUCCUUUCACGGCAUUUUGUAUCUUUUCAUUGCUAACAUUCCAAUGUGACUCAUUUUACUAGCACCCUGCAGUUUAAAUUGGAUUAAACAUGGAAAAAAUAAAAGAGAAAAAUGAAUAACUUUU
Molecule: messenger RNA, 3535 nt
Organism: Plectropomus leopardus (leopard coralgrouper)
Lineage: Eukaryota; Metazoa; Chordata; Actinopteri; Perciformes; Serranidae
Gene: cd34
Product: CD34 molecule
Biological process (GO): cell adhesion
Cellular component (GO): membrane
Source: RefSeq, a predicted model, not a curated record